GCGCUAUGUUUAGCUGCUGUUGGUGACCUUUUGCGGCUGCUUCGUACGCUGCCAGGCCCUGUGCAAGAGCUGCCAGGCACCUGGCUCCUGUCCGUCUCUGAGGCAAGAGCCAGUUUGUUUCGGGAUCCUUGAACCCCAGCUACAUCAGCACCGACUUCGCUCAAGAUGGCACCAGCAGUCGGAGGCCCCCAGGGAUACACACCACCGGAGGGAGGAUGGGGUUGGGCUGUGGUCAUCGGUGCCUUCAUCUCCAUCGGGUUCUCCUACGCCUUUCCCAAAUCCAUCACAGUGUUCUUCAAAGAGAUCGAGGUCAUCUUCAACGCAUCGAGCAGCAAAGUCUCCUGGAUUUCUUCCAUCAUGUUGGCUGUUAUGUAUGGAGGAGGUCCCAUCAGCAGCAUCCUGGUGAACAAAUACGGCAGUCGGCCCAUCAUGAUUGCUGGGGGGUGCCUGUCGGGCUGCGGCUUGAUCGCCGCGUCCUUCUGUAACACGGUGGAGGAGCUGUAUUUCUGCGUGGGGGUUGUUGGAGGUCUUGGGCUGGCUUUCAACUUGAACCCAGCCUUGACCAUGAUCGGCAAGUACUUCUUUAAGAAGCGCCCGUUGGCUAAUGGUCUCGCUAUGGCAGGGAGCCCUGUGUUCUUGUCUACGUUGGCACCUGUGAACCAAAUCUUCUUCGGUAUCUUUGGCUGGAGGGGAAGCUUUUUAAUUCUCGGCGGCCUUCUGCUGAACUGCUGUGUGGCCGGAUCUCUGAUGCGACCGAUAGGCCCCAAACCCAAUCAGGUGAAGAAAGAGGUCACUAAAGAAGCAUUGCAGGAGGCCGGGAAAGCUGGUCUGAAAAAAGAGGAAGGAUCUGGUGAUGCCAGUGCAGACCUGAUUGCGGGAAAGGCCAAGAAGGAGAAGCUCACGGUUUUCCAGACCGUCAACAAGUUCCUGGACUUGUCCCUGUUCACCCACAGAGGGUUCUUGCUCUACCUGUCGGGCAACGUUAUCAUGUUCUUCGGCCUGUUCACUCCCUUGGUCUUCCUCAGCAACUACGCCAAGAGCAAGCACAUCGCGAACGAGUCGGCUGCCUUCCUGCUCUCCAUUCUGGCCUUUGUAGACAUGGUGGCCAGGCCUUCCAUGGGCCUGGUGGCCAACACCAAGUGGAUCAGGCCCAGGGUGCAGUACUUCUUUGCUAUCUCUGUGAUCUACAACGGCGUGUGCCACCUCCUGGCUCCCUUAUCCACCUCCUACGCCGGGUUCUGCAUCUACGCAGGGUUCUUCGGAUUUGCUUUCGGCUGGCUCAGCUCUGUCUUGUUUGAGACGCUGAUGGACCUGGUGGGCACGCAGAGGUUCUCCAGCGCUGUCGGGCUGGUGACGAUCGUGGAGUGCUGCCCCGUGCUCCUGGGACCCCCUCUCCUAGGAAAACUCAAUGACAUAUAUGGUGACUACAAAUACACCUACUGGGCCUGUGGCAUCAUCCUGAUAGUCUCUGGGAUCUACCUCUUUGUGGGAAUGGGAAUCAACUACCGGCUGCUGGCGAAGGAGCAGAAGGCAGAGGAUAAGCUGAAGAAGGAAGGGAAGGAGGAGGAGACCAACCUGGACGAGGUGGAGAAGCAGAAGGAGGCAAACAACGAUGUGGCCACCCUGCCACAGAAGAGCAUGGAGGACGGGGAAACGCACCGCACUGGGAGGAACCGAAGUCAGGAGAAACAUUCAAACCCCAGCUUCCCAAAGCGAACAUGAUGGUCUAAAACACCAAAAGAGUGUUUUGUUCAAGUGCCGGCUGCCAGAGCGCCAGUGAGGGGCAAACGUACACCUCCGGCUGCUGUGCCUUUCUUUUUACAAUUGUCUCAACUGCAGAAGGAGGUUGGUGGCGUGCAAGCCCAAGUGGAUCCGGUCCACACAUGGUGACUUGUAAAUGGCUUUUCCUAAAGCCUAAAUCUCUGAUUUUUUUUUUUUUUAGGAAAAAGAUCGCAUCUCAAAUUGUACACUAAAUAGGUAGGCUCCUGAUCUAACAAAAUCAUCUCCAUAAUCUACCCUGGGAAACCCUCCAGAGCUUCCCCUCUGCAUUGCUGUAGAAGCCUUUACUUUAUCAACUUUCAUGACAGAGACUUUGAGCUAUAUUUUUGCUGAGCAACAGAGUUUGCACAACUGAGGAGUCUAGGCAAAUAUUGCUAGGUUUUGAGAGUAGGAGUGAAGCCGAAUCCAGGUGUUUGCAUAGAUUUCUGUUUUCACUGCAAGUGACCUUCCCGUUCCCGGGAGCCUGUGACAGUAUUUCCCAAUGCACUGUGAAGUCCUCGACUCCUGUUUUUUUUGGCUGCUGACUUAGUGAGUUACGGGGGAUUUUUAUUUUUUAAUUGCAGUCUACUCUAAAUCUUACAAAAGGAACCGGUCAGGGUAUUUUCAUACCGUAGAGUAACUUUAUGAAGCCAAUAGAGUAUUUUGUACAAACAGAGUUUAUUGUACUGUACUGUACUGAGCUGUGGCAUUGU
Molecule: messenger RNA, 2471 nt
Organism: Gavialis gangeticus (Gharial)
Lineage: Eukaryota; Metazoa; Chordata; Crocodylia; Gavialidae
Gene: SLC16A1
Product: solute carrier family 16 member 1
Exons: 6
Coding region: 166-1722 (518 amino acids)
Biological process (GO): monocarboxylic acid transport; transmembrane transport
Cellular component (GO): membrane
Molecular function (GO): monocarboxylic acid transmembrane transporter activity
Source: RefSeq, a predicted model, not a curated record